CCAAGGGUAGGGCUGCGCACUGCAGUAAGAGAUUGUACCGUGUGUGUAUGGGAGAGAGAGAGAGUGCGAUUACUUCAUCCAUCCUUUUUUCCCCCAUUUAAAUUCAUGUAAACAGCUGUGUGUUAGUCGCCUCAGGCAAAUCGGAGAGCGAAAUAGUGCGCCCCCUGCUGCCUGUGAAGGGAAUUGCCAGUGCAGUGAGAACACAGACGAGUCUUUCGUGUCUCCGCAGCGCCUGCUUUGGGGAAAUGAAAUCGGAAAACAUGUACGUUUUUGGUGGGAUGUCAGCAAGAAUUCAGUACGAUCGCCUGCGGGCAGAGGGCGUGGGCACCAACGAGAGAGCAAUCACCUUCCUCAACCAGGACUUCCAGGCACUCAGACAGGAAUGUUUGGAAAACAACACUCUCUUCGAGGACCCCUGUUUCCCGGCCCGGUCGCCAUCGCUCGGAUUCAAGGAGCUCGCGCCUAAUUCGUCUAAAACACGUGGAGUCGAGUGGAAGCGACCAAAAGACCUGGUCGAAGAUCCUCAGUUCAUCGUGGGCGGAGCCACACGGACCGAUAUCUGCCAAGGAGCUCUGGGUGACUGCUGGCUGUUGGCUGCUAUCGCAUCUCUCACUCUCAAUGACAAGCUCUUACACAGGGUGGUUCCUCACGGCCAGAGCUUCACAGAUGAUUACGCCGGGAUUUUCCAUUUUCAGUUCUGGCAGUUCGGUGACUGGGUGGAUGUCGUCAUCGACGACCGCCUGCCCGUCAAGGACGGAGAGCUUGUUUUCGUGCACUCGGUGGAGGGGUCCGAGUUCUGGAGCGCCCUGCUGGAGAAAGCCUACGCUAAGUUGAACGGCUCAUACGAGGCUCUGUCCGGAGGCUCUACCACCGAGGGUUUCGAGGACUUCACAGGCGGAGUGUCCGAGAUGUACGAGCUGAAGUCAGCGCCCAGAGAUCUGCCCCGCAUUAUCACAAAGGCCCUGGAACGAGGAUCGCUGCUCGGCUGCUCUAUAGACAUCACCAGUGCCUUCGACAUGGAAGCGGUGACCUUCAAGAAGCUGGUGAAAGGUCACGCCUACUCUGUGACAGGACUCAGAGAGGUGGAUUUUCGUGGUAGCAGAGAAAGGCUGAUUCGUAUCAGGAACCCGUGGGGACAGGUUGAGUGGACAGGGGCGUGGAGUGACAAUUCAUCUGAAUGGAACCAGAUCGAUCCGUCUGACAGAGAGGAGCUGAACUGCAAAAAAGAGGACGGAGAGUUCUGGAUGUCAUUUCAGGAGUUUAAGCGCCAGUUCUCACGCUUGGAGAUCUGUAACCUGACACCGGAUGCACUAAGCGACGACGGUCUGAGUUUCUGGAACACCAUCAAGUUCGACGGGACGUGGAGGAGAGGAAGUACGGCGGGAGGCUGCAGGAAUCAUCCCAACACAUUCUGGAUAAACCCACAGUACAAAAUCACACUGCUGGAGGAGGACGAUGACCCCGAUGACCCUGAAGUGGCAUGCAGCUUCCUGGUGGCGCUGAUGCAAAAGGACCGGCGGCGCUACCGUAAACAGGGCCAGGACAUGCACACCAUCGGCUUCGCCAUCUACGAGGUCCCAGAUGAGUUCCACGGUUGCCAGAGCGUUCACCUGAAGAAGGAGUUUUUCCUGCGCCACUCGUCCUGCGCUCGAUCUGAGACCUUCAUCAACCUGCGGGAGGUGAGCACGCGACUCCGCCUGCCUCCGGGAGAGUACAUCAUCGUGCCUUCCACGUUCGAACCCGGGAAAGAAGCCGACUUCGUCCUCCGUGUGUUCACAGAGAAACAGUCUGAGACGGAAGAGCUGGAUGAUGAGGUGUCAUUCACGCCGGAAGAAGAGGAGGAGAUCACAGAGGACGAUAUCGACUCCUCGUUCCGAAACAUGUUCAUUCAGCUUUCUGGUGAGGAUAUGGAGAUAUCAGUCCACGAGCUUAGAACCAUCCUGAACAGAGUAGUGUCCAAACACCGGGAUCUGAAGACAGACGGGUUCAGUAUGGAGUCCUGCAGGUCUAUGGUGGCCCUCAUGGAUAAAGACGGAAGCGCUCGCCUGGGACUCUUGGAAUUCCAGAUCCUGUGGAAUAAGAUCAGGAAGUGGCUGGGAAUUUUCCGGGAAUAUGACCUGGACAAAUCGGGAAACAUGAGCUCGUACGAGAUGCGCUUGGCCUUGGAGUCUGCCGGUUUUAAACUCAACAACAAGCUGAACCAGGUGCUGGUGGCACGUUAUGCUGACCAAGAAGUAAUCGACUUUGAUAACUUCAUCUGCUGCCUGGUCAAACUGGAGGCCAUGUUUAGAUCCUUUAUGGCGAUGGACAAAGAAAGCUCCGGUGUCGCUGAGCUUAACAUCUCCGAGUGGCUGUACGUGACCAUGUGCGGCUGAGUUUCCUGAGCCAACCUGCACCAAGAAACCGAUGUCCACGAAGACCACUCUCGGAGCAUUGGUCAUCCUAGGAUGGCGAGAAAACAGCCUUAACCACUUCACUGCUAACUAGACCCAACUCAGAUAUGUUAAUGACUAUGCAACAUGAACCUUUCAGCCACAUAAAACUAUACAACUUGUGUUGCACUCCAUACACACACUCACAACUGCAUGUUUAUUCAGAGCGAGUUAAUCCUGCACUGUGCCUAAGUGCAUGUCAUUUAUCUUAUUUCAUAGCAUUUGAUAACCUAGAA
Messenger RNA from Hemibagrus wyckioides, 2668 nucleotides. RefSeq names its product calpain 1, (mu/I) large subunit b (gene capn1b). Gene Ontology annotation, cellular component: cytoplasm. The transcript is spliced from 23 exons. NCBI's taxonomy places the organism in Eukaryota, Metazoa, Chordata, Actinopteri, Siluriformes, Bagridae. The record is from RefSeq and is a predicted model, not a curated record. Gene Ontology annotation, molecular function: calcium-dependent cysteine-type endopeptidase activity; calcium ion binding. Gene Ontology annotation, biological process: proteolysis. Bases 246 to 2375 code for a protein of 709 amino acids.